This is a messenger RNA of Trichoplax adhaerens, 753 nucleotides long. RefSeq lists its product as uncharacterized. The transcript has 5 exons. The record is from RefSeq and is a predicted model, not a curated record. The coding region runs from base 1 to 753 and encodes 250 amino acids. Lineage: Eukaryota; Metazoa; Placozoa; Uniplacotomia; Trichoplacea; Trichoplacidae.
AUGGCGUACAAUAGAGCAGUCUUUAUAACUGGAUCGAACCGAGGUCUUGGCUUGCAGUUUGCCAAAGAGUUGGCUAAAAAUGAAAACUAUCGACAUGUUUUUGCUGCUUGCCGCAAGCCAAACGAUGCUCAAGAAUUGCUCUCCAUUGCUAAAGAAAAUUCUAAAGUUCAAAUUGUACAACUAGAUGUUCAAAAUGAUCAAGAUAUCCAUUCUGCUGUUGAGGUUGUUAACAAAAAAGUCGGCGGUAAUGGCCUAAAUUUACUUAUUAAUAACGCUGGAAUAUCAAUAAAUGGCGGACCAAUUCCAACGGUGAACAGAAGCGAUUUCAUGAAAGUUAUGGAUGUUAAUGUUUCAUCACCUAUCAUGUUAACUAAGGCGUUUUAUAGAUUACUAAGAGCUGCAUCAAACCCAUCAAGUACUCGUGAUAUCUUUCUACCUGCAGUUGUUGUGAAUAUGUCUAGUAUCCUUGGUUCUAUCGAAUCAAAUAAUGCUGAAUCUGGAGUCUUAUACCCUUACAGAUGUAGUAAAGCUGCACUUAACAUGGCUACAAAAAGUAUGGCUAUUGAAUUUGCUCCAAGAAAUAUUAUCGCUAUCACAAUGCAUCCAGGCUGGGUUCGUACUGAUCUAGGUGGUCCAAAAGCACCUCUCUUUGUCGAAGAGUCAAUAAAAGGGAUGAUGAAUGUUAUCGAAAAUCUUAAUUUAAGUGACAGCGGAAAACUGUUAGGUUAUGACGGUAGCAAUAUCCCAUGGUAA